UGCAGAAUAUUAGUCAGGCAGGCAAGGUGAUCUCCGCCCCCCUCUCCCCCGCUGCAGUGGUACAGUCCAUUCUGCCGCCGCCGCCGCCGCGCGCGCACCCUCACAUCUUCUUGGGGCGUCCCCGGGGAAGGCGCGUGCCUGCGUGUGAACGGGUCUGACUGUCCGCUGUCCGAAUCCGUGUUUUGGGUUGUCCCCCGGCUUCCCUGCCCGUGGGGACGCGUCCCCGUGGCCCUUGCCACCUUCGGCAGCUCGUUGGCAAAGCCCCGGUGCCCACCGAACAGAGGAAGCGGGCACCCCGCUGCGUUGGCAGGGCAUGAGCGGACGGUGGGUUCCUGUGCCAACUCCUGAACGGUGACAGGAUGAAGGAAAUGCUUCUAGCCGCGCUGCUCCUCGCCGUGUCAGCCAGCUGGGCGGCCCCAAAGGAUGGCACUAACAGGUCUGAUCCCCUCCCACCCAUCCCGAACCCCCUCGACCCAGGGCAGGAGUCUGCGAGGUUGAUACAGGACUACCUGAAGAGCGUUGGGCAAGAGGAUGGGAAGCCCAGCGCCAUAAGCAGGAGGCAGGCUCUGUUGCUCCUCUUCGCCCUCCAUGACUACGACAAGAGUGGACGGCUGGACGGGCUGGAGUUCAUGAGGCUGCUGAGCGAGAUGCCCUCCCAGAGAGACAGGGGGCGCUCUGUGCUGGACUCGGUGGUGCUGAUGGUGGACAACAUCCUGGCGACUCAGGACCUGAACCACGAUGGGCUGCUGGAGCCCUCAGAGCUGCUUCAGGGGCCCUGGCACAGCCAGACCCCCACCCUCCUUGCUGCCCCCAAUGGAGAAGAGGGCAGCGUGCUGCGGGACUCCCCUGAACCUGACGGACAAGGCGUCGGCCACCCGGAUCCCCUUGGCCAACAAGGCACCGCGUCAGACCAGGGCGUGGUGGAGGCCCCCUCGCUGAGCCCCCCGGCACACAAUCAGGAGGGGGCACCGGGGCAAGGAGCAGCGGCUGAUGCAACUCAGCUACAGGAGCCUGGGGAGCCGCUCAUGCCAGGAGACUGAAACACCCCCCCCCCAAGGAAGGGGAACCAGCGGAGGAGGACUGAAAAGCAGAGGCUGCGCAGGAUGGCAAAGCUGACUCUGUCCACCCAUCCCAUAAAACCAUAGUUGGAAGGGGCACCGAGGGUCAACCUCCAGCAACGCAGGAAUCACAACUAAAG
Molecule: messenger RNA, 1198 nt
Organism: Lacerta agilis (Sand lizard)
Lineage: Eukaryota; Metazoa; Chordata; Lepidosauria; Squamata; Lacertidae
Gene: CGREF1
Product: cell growth regulator with EF-hand domain 1
Exons: 5
Coding region: 360-1040 (226 amino acids)
Molecular function (GO): calcium ion binding
Source: RefSeq, a predicted model, not a curated record